AAUUUUGGCUAUUGUCAAAUUACACGAUUCGAUUUUAGUAAAAUUGAGCAAAAGUUCGUUCCCACAUUUUUAUCCGUUUGGCGACGGCAGCUAAUUUUUAAUUAUUAUUCAACCCCUCAAAAUGUGUUAAUUGUGCUCGUGUUUUGUGUGAUAAGUAAUAAUACUCGAUUUACAUUGUUGAGUUUGAAGGCGUCGCGAAUAUGUGUUAAUUUUACGCACAAAAUGAUAUGGACUGUGGAUAUUUCACUGAUAUUACGAUGAAGGGUGGUUUAUGUGUUAUCUACACGUCUUUGCUGACUAUUUCAGUGCUAUCCAGUUGUGCUCUCUUCAUUUUGGUGGUUUCGGAGGCUCUUCAUGAGGGUGUCGACACGAAUGUCGACCUGUCGGGGCUGCAUAAUGUCAGUCAGAAAGUGGGGGUUGGGAAGCAGGAUGUGCCAGGGAGUCAGGAGUCGCCUGAGUCACAGGUGGCUGAGGACUCGAAGACGAAGGAAGACCAUGAGAUGAUAUUCGCGGAGACAUUGUCGUUGAACUCAGUCACAACGGAGGGAUUACCUGACACCGGGCAGCCUCCAGUGCUCAUAUCGCUAGCAGACAACGCCAAAUUGGAAUUGAGGCAUCCAGACGAACUUCUGUUCGUCAACGACUCGGAGGAACACAAUGACACCAAGAUAUUCUCCAUCAUCGACGGCGACGCCGUUGAAGAUGACGCAGAGAAACCACCGGAAGACGUGGAGAAGGAAAGCACUGAACCACGGCUCGUCGUCAAAGCCAAGCCCGUGCAGCAUGAGACCAGACAGGUAGAGGAAGCAUUUCAAGCGCCGACGGUGGACAUAGAAAUCAUCACAGAAUCUCAAAUCGACGAACCGAAAGAACAAGAAACAGAAAACAUUCCAGUCAAACCAGAAACACCACAAGAGGACAUACCCUCGUUCUCAGAGUGGGCACAGAAACAGCUGGCCGAAGCCGAGAAAAAAGACACAGUACUAAACCACUCGAGUCAACCUAGUCAUAGUAAUACGAAUUUUAGUAGUAAAAGCACUAAAUUGCGAUCGAAGAACUACGCUUCGCUCGCGUGCGGCGCCAAGAUCGUGGCCGUGAACCCCGAGGCCGGCUCCGCCAGCUCCAUCCUGUCGCCCAACAGGGACGAGUACAUGCUCAACACCUGCAACAGCCGCAUCUGGUUCGUCGUCGAGCUCUGCGAGGCUGUGCAGGCGCAGAAGAUUGAAAUAGCCAACUUCGAGCUAUUCUCCUCUACCCCCAAAGAUAUCGCUGUAUAUUUCAGCGACCGGUUCCCGACGAGGGACUGGGCUAGCGUCGGCCAGUUCGCGGCGCAAGACAUGAGAGACGUGCAGAGUUUUGAUCUUUACCCGCAUUUAUUUGGAAAAUUUAUCAAAGUUGAGAUGCUCUCUCACCACGGGUCCGAGCACUACUGCCCGGUGUCCCUCUUCAAGGUGUACGGCACGUCAGAAUUCGAAGUUUUAGAAAAGGAGAACUCGCAGCAUCCCGCUCACAUUGACGAGGAUGAGGAUGACGAAAUAAUAGACGUGCCAGACAUUCCUGCUGCUGAAACAGAGCCCUCCAAGAAUCUGUUCGGCUCUGCGAGAGACGCAGUGAUGUCAAUAAUGAAGAAAGCGGCACAAGCGCUGGUGAAAACUGAAGUUCCUAAAAACGUAUCCUUAGAACACAACGAUACGUCGACAGACGAAACGUACAAACGGUGUUGUUCGCCCAGCCAUAUUAUAGUGUGUGAUAAUUGCAGUGAGACGCUUUACAAUGAAGUGUACGAACUAAUUAGCUGUAGCUCGGACAAGUUAGUGAGUUUAGUGCGUCAGGUGUUCCUCCGCGAGACUUUGAAGUGUACCGGCAUCUGCCAGCAGUACGGACUAGAUUUUAAAAGUACAAAGACAAUAGAGUUUAGUGAUGAACGCGUCGCUUAUAUGAAUGCUUUGUUCCCUCGAAAAUAUUUAGCCGCCCUCUGUAAUAUCUUAGCUAUUAAAGAAAAGAAAGUUGUUUUAAACACAAGUUUUGAAACAGAACUGAAUGUUACCAUGAAUGUAACUGUUGAUGAGUCACCGCAAGCCGUAAGCAGUGAGACAAAUUCAGAACUAGAGGUGAAAUUAGUUCCAGAUAAAAGUACAGCUUCUGAUGAUGAAAAAGCUAAUGAGACCACUCUUUCGGAAGAGAAAACAACGACGGAAGCUACACCUGAAGGUACGGCUGUUCCCGUGGAGUUGCCGAGAGAGCAGCAUGAGUCAGCUGAUGAGAAGAUCGAAGAACUUCCUUCGACUGAAGAGAAGCCAGUACAAGAGGCGCCAGAACCAACGCCUGAAAUAGACAAGAACACUGAAACAGUCGUAGAGGAAAAUAAAGAUACCGUACAAAAAACUGAUCCAAAGUAUGUGAAAGUUGAAGUUGUCACAGAGAAACCAAAAGAGAACAACAUUGUUGAAGAAGUUGUUGAUCCCAUAAUCAUAGAUAAUGAGAACUUUAUGUCAGACUUCGAUCAGAUGGCGGUGGACCCGACACCCGCCGUCGGCAUGCCUUCGUCGCAGAAUCAGAACCAGGGGCAGGCAACGCUGCAGAAGGAAUCUGUCUUUCUGCGGCUUUCUAAUAGAGUGAAGACGCUGGAGCGCAACAUGUCUCUUUCGGGGCAAUACCUCGAGGAGCUGAGCAGGCGUUACAAGAAACAAGUGGAAGAAAUGCAGAAGACCUUCGAGAAGACCGUGCAGCAGAUGACAGAGGAGCGACGCAAGAGCAACGAGCGAGAACAGAAAUACCUGGAGCAGAUGACCAGCCUCCAGGAACAGAUGGGACAAAUGGCAGCAGCCAUGCAUAUCCUCAUGGAGGAACGAGAUAGCUGGUUCGGCAACAUCAACUUUUUCAAAUUCAUCGUGUUCCAAACAAUAAUAUUCGCCAUAGCAUUCUACUUCUUCUCCAGAAGACGAAAACCAGAACCUGUCAUUAUACCAGUAAUAAAAAAGUCCAAAAAGAAACAAGACAGGUUCAGGAGAAAAUCCGUGGAAGGCGUCAGUGGGCAUGAGACUCCGUCGGCGAAGAAGCGCCGUCCUAGCGAGGAGGCCUUGCAAAUUGCUAGACAGUCUACCGAAGAGAUGAUUGGAGAUGAAGAAGACGGCGAGUGGCAAGUCGCUCGCAAAAAUAGAAGAAGAAAGACAUCUAUAAUACAUAGAGCAGGGGAGAUGGAAUCCAAAGAGUGGACGCGACCAGAUAGCAUUGGCAAGCUUCAGGAUAAUCCCAUACCAUUAGACGAAGAGGAAUUCUUCGCGCCAGUGACCGAACCUAAAGAAUUCAGUGAAAGUGACGCUUCCAAUCCGCCUAAGCGAGAAUUACCAAAAACGAAUGGUUCAUUCUUCAACAAUUUGAAGACGAAGACUAUGAAAACGCGACGGUUGUCGUCGCCAGCGUUCCUGAGGACAUUGAGCAGACAGAGUAGCAGGAGUACUCCUAGCCCGGUCGUCAGGACGAUAGAGCCAGUGUUCAACGGCAACAUGAACAAGAAAGCUGCGUCGGAGUCGCCCACCGGCAGCCUGUGGUCAGAAUCCACGGAAAUAUCACAGAACGGACAACCAGAAAACGAGAACAGUGGUAGCAAAAAGAAGAAAAGUCUUAAGAACAUACUGAAGAAAGUGUUUUGAGGAACUUAUUGUAAUUUAGAAGUGUCGUGUAUUCCGCUUAAUGUAUUAAGCGUGUCGCUAUUGUAAUUUAUUUCCUUGCGAAUAUUAAUGUUUAAAUUAUUGUAUAUUUGUUGUUAGUAGACCUCAUAGGUGCCAAUUGUGAUAAAUUAGGGAGCCUAAUUGUUAGCGUGUUAAAUUUUAAUUUUAUGCGAUGAUGUUUGCUUGUGGAUGUAUUGAAAGGCGACAAUAAUGCGAAAUUGGUAAGACGAGUACUAGUCUCGAGUGGGGAGCGAUCGGUAAACAAAGAAACGGCAUUAAAUGCAUUAAUUUUA
This is a messenger RNA of Helicoverpa armigera (cotton bollworm), 3964 nucleotides long. RefSeq names its product SUN domain-containing ossification factor. Lineage: Eukaryota; Metazoa; Arthropoda; Insecta; Lepidoptera; Noctuidae. Gene Ontology annotation, biological process: protein folding in endoplasmic reticulum. Gene Ontology annotation, cellular component: membrane; cytoplasm. The record is from RefSeq and is a predicted model, not a curated record.